Molecule: messenger RNA, 1479 nt
Organism: Diatraea saccharalis (sugarcane borer)
Lineage: Eukaryota; Metazoa; Arthropoda; Insecta; Lepidoptera; Crambidae
Source: the annotation of a GenBank genome assembly
AUAAAUCACUGACGACGAUGAUAAUUAUCGUUCCAGUUUGAUUCCCAUAUGUAAAAGAAACUCUCAAUUUAAAAGAAAAAAAAUUGUUGUAUCCACUUUUUGUGUUUCGAUUUUUCGAAGUUAAUAAUUUGUGGUAUUAUUUCUCUCUUUUCAGUAAUUUCUCUUUAUUCAGAUUUUUUUUAAUUCUGUUUUUUUUUUAAGUAUUUCAAAAUUUAACUCCUUCUGUGUUAUCUGUACAUUAAUAUAGUCAAUCUGUAAAAAUUAACUAAUUUUAUUAUAUGAAAACUCCACAAACUAAUAUGAUAUAUAUAGUAAACUGCUCUAUUCGUUUCGUAUAACUAUGCGAAACUUCGCAUUACAUGUUUCUAUCUAAUUAGAAUUUAAUAAUAAUUUGUGAUUCAUGUCGGUCGCUAGUAGCACCAUAGAACAGCACAGUACAGUGAUUUUAAUAUAGCGAUAAUCAUGUUUUUCUUACAAAUGUUUAAGACAUUUUUCAACAAAGGAAAUGUUGAUUUCGUCAAUGCAGAUAUCGAUUUUUAUACAUUUUAUCCACAUUUCAGACUAUUAUUAUUAUCAUUGGGAAUAUUUUUUCGGAAUAAAAACUCCCUCCGAAGGUUUGUAGGGAAAUAAUGCCUACUGCAAAAUUAUUAAUUAAUUUUAAAAUGCAUAUAAGUAACUCAGAAGGUAUUUAGUUAAAAUAAACGAAUAAAAGUUCGUAUAGCAUUGUGAACGCAAAAUUGAUCAAAUAAAUAAUUUACUUCUUAGAAAAAAAAUAAGAAAGUUACUAGAAUUCUUGUGUUUUUUCAAUUUCUUGUUUUAAUUAAACCUUUUUUAUAGGUGCAACCGCUUAAUAUGAGAGUCAAAUUUUGUAUCUGACAACAUUGUUCAGCACUAACCGAAGGGGCAUGUCAAUUCGCAAAUCUACAUAAUAUCUCUAUCUCAUUGCCGCUUAUUGGCUUUAUGCUCACUCUUUAAAUGAAAAGGACCUUAGUGUUUUACCUAUUAUAUUCAAUUAAGGCAAUUUUAAUUUUUUAGGUUAUUAUGGCCAACUAUUUGCGUUUUAAUGAUAUGCAUGGCGACGGUAUUUCAAACUAUAUUUGUGUACCACGGUCUCCAGAUACACGAUUACAGCUUCGCUACAGAGUGUUUUUGUUAUCUUAUACUACUUGGUAUCAUACCUAUAGUUUAUGCCAGCCAUGUUUUUAACAAGGAUAAGAUUAUAGAGAUAACAGAGGAUAUGAACAAAGAUUUCUUAAAUAUUUAUCAAUUGGAUGCGAGGCAUAAGUAAGUAAUUAAGGUAAAAGAAUUUAUCAAUUUGAAUUCACAAAUAUUAUUGGUUAAUUAUUAAAAUAUAUUAUUUUUUGUAAUCUUAUAUAUAUAUAUAUAUAUAUAUAUAUAUAUAUAUAUAUAUAUAUAUAUAAAAAUUGUGUCACGAUGUAUGUUGCCAAUAAACUCCAUAACUACUUAACCGAUUUCUAU